AUGGCGGAUUUAAGGUGACGGAGUUUAGUUCAUAACAUUUGUUAUUUUUGAAAGAGGAAAUGCGAAGAUAGUGUCAAAAAUGGAGCCUUAUGGCUUGUAAAGUAAGGCUGAAUGUCGCGUGUUCUUCCAGGGAAAAAAGAUUUCUGGUUAUUGCAUAUGAAGACUGGCUUCUUGAGGACGUCAAGAGAUGCGUAGAAAUUGUCUUUCAGAAACUCUACCCUGAUGAACAGAUUUUAAGGGUCUGUAAGCUACAAAACGAGUAUCACUUUGAUCUGCCUGCACACUAUACUGUUGGAGAUACUCUUACAGACGCUGGCUUGAUUUUUGCCAUUGAACAAGAACAGAAUCCAACAGAGAGGAAUUCAAGUAAUACUUUUUCACAAUCACCUGAAGAAAACCACACCAAGGAAAAAAAACUCAAGAGAAAGAAAAAAUCAAAAAAUCAGAAAAAAGUUGACAAAAGAAAGAGAAUGAGUAAAAAGAUAGCUACAGUGCUGGAAAGAUGGACUGUUUCCAGUGAUGACAAAGUUACAUCCACAACAGAAACAUCAAUGAAUUCAUUGGCUGAAGACUGUAAGCUGAUGCCACAGGUCGUUGAAAAGGUGCCAUGUGAAGACAGCGAGGUGGAUGUUGAGACAAUUGAAGAUGAAGACCUCUAGUUUGUUCACAGUUAAGCAUGCAUCUGACUUCAGAGUUACCAAACACAUCAUCUGUAUGGCAGGGAACAUUAAAGAUCAAAACCUUCUAAUAGUUUAAUUUUGAGAUGUGCAGCCAUUUUCAAAAGUAUCGCGGGAAGGCAUGAGAUCUAGAGCAAGGCAAUUUUUGGCGAAAAUGUAAACAAACAAUUUCUUGGUCUUUCUCAGCUAUGUUAACUGGAACAAUAGAUUUUUCCACACGUAGCCUCACAUUCAAGUACCUGAGAAUAAACGUUAAUAAAUGUAUGAGGUCCAUUACCUGGCUCUCAUGCCUGCACAUGUUACUUUUGACAGUAAUCCUCACAUCUUGGAAUUGGACUUUUCCUCAUAAUAUAAAGAACUGGUUUGUGGAAUACAGCCAUGUUUGAGCAUGUAACAUCAUUGUAAAUACUAUUAUAUAUUGCCUCUAAUAUGAAUAAAAGUUUGCUUUUUGCUGUUGCA
Messenger RNA from Actinia tenebrosa (Australian red waratah sea anemone), 1136 nucleotides. RefSeq lists its product as uncharacterized. The record is from RefSeq and is a predicted model, not a curated record. Lineage: Eukaryota; Metazoa; Cnidaria; Anthozoa; Actiniaria; Actiniidae.